This is a messenger RNA of Penaeus indicus, 683 nucleotides long. RefSeq lists its product as uncharacterized. Bases 245 to 565 code for a protein of 106 amino acids. Lineage: Eukaryota; Metazoa; Arthropoda; Malacostraca; Decapoda; Penaeidae. The record is from RefSeq and is a predicted model, not a curated record. The transcript has 2 exons.
GAAGCAGAAGGCGAGAGUAUCUGUUCAUUAAGGAGGUUUAUGAAGUGACUUGAUUUAUACAGACUUUUUUUUCUUUCUUUCUUUUGUUUUGUGUGUGUGAAUAUCCCCGGCCUCUUAUGACACUGUGGAAGCGAUCAGCGGAGAGAGAAAACACGAGCGAAUUUCUCCCACAUGUCUGGGGCGCCACUGGAGGGGUCGCUUGGUACGUCAGAUCACACGCCGGCGACUUCCUUCCUCGCCCGUGAUGACCAACGUGAAUGUCGCGGGCCUCUACCUCGACCAACACGCCCUUCAGAACGCUAAAGACUCGCAUGACCAGAGCUACGUCGUCUUCCUACCGCUUGGCCUCGGUCUCCUCCUCGUCAGCGUCUGUCUCCGAUGCUACAUGCGGCGUCGGUGCGAGAGGAAGACCGCGGUCGUGGAUCCUGAAGCCGCGGUCGGGGACCUCGUGAUCCGGAGGUUUCACGAUCCUCCUCCCGACUACGAGGACGUCGCCAACGAGCCUCCGCCGCCUAGGUAUUGCGAAGUCUUCGGAGAUCCUCCUGACGAAGGGAUUGGUUCCUGACGUCUCCUCAGUGCUUCUGUUUUUCAAGGACAUAGUGAUAAAAAGGUGUGAAUGUUUUCAGUUUCGCGUAAGUGUAUACUUUGCCUUCAGAAAUUAUAGAUAUGCAUAUAUAUACACA